CUGCCCCGCGACGCGCCGGGUGCUGGCGCAGCCCUUCGCUCUCCCGGCCUCCCCCUCCCUGGUUCCGCGCUCUGGUUCCGCCAUGGAGUCCAACAAGGAUGAAGCCGAGCGCUGUAUUAGCAUCGCCCUCAAGGCCAUCCAGAGCAACCAGCCCGACCGGGCGCUCCGCUUCCUGGAGAAGGCGCAGCGGCUGUACCCGACGCCGCGAGUUCGCGCCCUGAUCAAGUCCCUCAACCAGAAACCACAGUCGGCCGGCGACCAACCGCAACCCGCCGAGGCAACCCAGGCGACCCAUAGGAAAGCAGGUGGGGCCGGCGCCCCCUCAGCCAACGGUGAAGCCGGAGGAGGAGAGAGCACCAAAGGCUACACUGCCGAACAAGUAGCGGCCGUGAAAAGGGUCAAGCAAUGUAAAGAUUACUACGAGAUCCUGGGGGUGAGCAGAGGGGCCUCAGAUGAGGACCUGAAGAAGGCCUACCGCAGACUGGCCCUCAAGUUCCACCCUGACAAGAACCGCGCGCCUGGCGCCACUGAAGCUUUCAAAGCCAUUGGCACAGCAUACGCAGUACUUAGCAACCCAGAGAAAAGGAAGCAGUAUGACCAGUUCGGCGAUGACAAGAACCAGGCAGCCCGGCACGGCCAUGGGCACGGGGACUUCCACCGCGGCUUUGAAGCCGACAUCUCCCCUGAAGACCUCUUCAACAUGUUCUUUGGAGGUGGCUUCCCGUCUAGUAACGUCCAUGUCUAUAGCAACGGCCGCAUGCGCUACACAUACCAUCAAAGGCAGGACCGCAGGGAGAACCAGGGUGAUGGUGGGCUGGGGGUGUUUGUCCAGCUGAUGCCCAUCCUCAUCCUGAUCCUCGUGUCAGCUCUCAGCCAGCUCAUGGUUUCCAGUCCACCCUACAGUCUCAGCCUGAGACCGUCGGUGGGCCACGUCCACAGGCGAGUCACCGACCACCUGAACGUCGUUUACUACGUGGCAGACACGUUCUCUGAGGAGUACACGGGCUCCAGCCUCAAAAUGGUUGAACGGAACGUGGAAGACGAUUAUAUUGCCAAUCUCCGAAACAACUGUUGGAAGGAGAAGCAGCAAAAGGAAGGCUUGCUGUACCGGGCCCGCUACUUUGGCGACGCAGAUAUGUACCACAAAGCACAGAAGAUGGGCACCCCGAGCUGUAACCGACUGUCAGAGGUGCAGGCCUCCCUGCAUGGAUAGUCCUGGGCCAGCCUGCCACCGAGGUCCAAUCAUGUACCAAGGACUCCAGAAGGCUUUUCCUCCCAGAGUCAACCACGUGGGGCCCAGGACGCUGGGGCAGAAGCCGACUCCCGAAGGAAGUCCGUGACUGUGGGCGCCUCUGUCUCUACCCUCCAUGGACAUGAUGCCACCCGGCCUUCUCUUGCACGUUGGAUAAAGGAUGCACCUGAACCAGAAGGGUUUUCUUAUGGUCACCCUCAAAUGAGGAUUUUUCUCAAAACAGCAGUUGCUGCCAGGGGAAGAGAGGGAGGUUUUAUUUAUUCCCACAGUUUAUACUGGGCCUUUUGGAAUUACCGUUUUUCCCAAAUUUUCCUCUGGUGGUGGGUGUGUCAUUGAGCCUGCCAUCCUCCAAAGCCUUACUACCCCAAGCUGCCAGCCAGGAGGGGAUCACCACCCUCCCAGAGCUUCUCUUGGCUCUUUUUAUAAAAGUCCCCCAACAAAUAGGAUUCUUGCUGGGAAAGGGAGCAGCUUGGUUAAGGAGAAAUGUCAAAUACGGUUUUUAAACAAGGUCCUGCCCUGUGAUGAAGCGCCCUCCCCCCCCCCCCGCCCCCGCCCAAAGAGAUGCUCAGAACUGGAUGUGGGUGAGAGCACCCUGCCCGUGGUGGCCCUGGUGCUCGGCUCCCACCACCCCAACCCUCUGGUUUCAGUAGAUGUCCCUAGACGGGCUGAGCCAUGUGCAAUAAGAACAUAGAUCCUAAUGGAUCCACUGAGAAGCUGUAUUUCUUGAAAUAGAAUUCUGAAAUUGUAUAUCUAUAAAUAUAUGUUUAUUAUGUGA
Molecule: messenger RNA, 2027 nt
Organism: Balaenoptera musculus (blue whale)
Lineage: Eukaryota; Metazoa; Chordata; Mammalia; Artiodactyla; Balaenopteridae
Gene: DNAJB12
Product: DnaJ heat shock protein family (Hsp40) member B12
Exons: 9
Coding region: 83-1213 (376 amino acids)
Biological process (GO): cellular response to misfolded protein
Cellular component (GO): endoplasmic reticulum membrane
Molecular function (GO): Hsp70 protein binding
Source: RefSeq, a predicted model, not a curated record